Messenger RNA from Macrosiphum euphorbiae (potato aphid), 612 nucleotides. The record is from the annotation of a GenBank genome assembly. NCBI's taxonomy places the organism in Eukaryota, Metazoa, Arthropoda, Insecta, Hemiptera, Aphididae.
AUGAAAGAUUUGGCACUUUUCAGUAAGAAGCGAAUUAUUGAAAUUAAAAAAAACCAUAAGUCUUUACCCGAUGAUUCAUUUGCAGUGUUUUGCAAAGUUUACGGAACGUUUGUUGAUCAAGAAACAUUAAAAGCAGAGUUCCUUAAAUUUUGUAAUGUGUAUGAAUUGUUUGAGAAAACAACUAUUCUACCUGAACAUUUUCACGUUUCUGACAAAAGUGAUACAGAAAGCAUUAGUUCAUUUGAAGAGGAGACUGAUCAAGAACAGGAAUUUGAGUUACCUAAGCGCAAGCAAAUAAAUCCAAUAAAUAUCGGUAGCUUGAAAACUAUUUUCAAAGUGUUCCAAAAUGGUGGUUUGGGAAAUACAUUUCCAUCACUAGAUGCUGCCCUGAGGAUAUCUCUGACAAUUCCAUUAUCUAGUGCUUCUACAGAAAGGUCAUUUUCCAAAUUGAAAAUCAUAAAAUCUAGACUUCGCACGACUAUGUCUCAAGCUAGAUUGGAAGACCUUAUGGUCAUAAGUUGUGAACAAGAUAUUGUUGAUGAAAUGGAUCAUGAAGAAAUUCUCCACAAGUUUGCAGCCAAUAGCAUUACAUUAACAAAAUAUUUAAUUUAA